AUGUCGAAGAAUAUCAACAUUUCAUCACGAGCGCAAUUGAACAUUUAUCUUUUCGAUGAUUUUUUUUUUUUUGUUCAUGUCAACUAUGCAUAUAUAAAGACUCCCGACAUUCUAGAUUGGGAUGCAACUUCGCAUAUGCAAGGUCAAAGGCCACAGAGAUCAAAUAGUUUGCUUUUUGAAGGGUUGACUUUCACAACAACUAAUUUGACCUCUAAAGAGAAAAGUCAUGUGGCUGAAAUUGUUUCCUUUAUGGGUGGGAAGCUAGACAAUAACUUAACAUCAGAAACCAAGGUGUUGGUUGUUGGAAGUCUUGAAACCGCAAAGACUAGAUAUUGCCUCACAAAUAGAACAGAUGUAACUCUACUAUAUCCCGACGAUCUCUAUGAGAUUUAUAAAAGAUUCAAAGAAAAAAACAUUCCAGAGCCAGCACUCCAAAUACUAGACGAUUACCCAUGGCCCAUAUUUGAUGCCACUCUAUUUUGCUUGUCCAGGUUGAGAGAUGUGUCUAACCCAUGUUUUGAGAAGAACUAUAUUACCAAGCUGAUUCAUCAUUUUGGCGGCAAGGCUAUAUCUUCCCUUACUCCAAAGGUGAAAUAUCUAAUAACAGAGAAAAAGGAAGGUAAGCGUUACGAAAGCGCAGUAGAAUGGAAUAUACCUGCAAUUCAUCCCAGAUGGAUCAUUGAUUGCUGUAACUGUCAGAGGAUUCUUGACCCCCGCUUAUAUGAUAUCUCUAAAGUCAAACUUGAAAACAUAGGUAAAAAUGCAUACGUCAGUCAUAGGAAUGUUGUUGAUUAUGGGACAUUGGUCAACAAUCCAAUAUAUAAACAAGUGUCAACCUUAAACAAAUCUGGUUCAAAUGAAACCCAUCUAGCUGUAAACCCAAGCAUCUCAAACAGUACCUUAUUCAGUGGAUUUAUUUUCACCUAUUUUGGCUUUAAUGAACAACAAACUAAAAAACUUUCUGAUGUUUUGAAAGAGAACGGUGCUGAAAUUCAGGAGGAGUAUGAUUUAACUGUUAUGUAUGUGAUUGUACCUUCUACAUGUGUGUUUGAUAAUAUUCCAGAACACAUAAAAAUGUCUCAGGGUACAUCAGAUACAAGGAUUGUAAAUGAAUGGUUCAUUGAGAGAUGUCUACAUUAUGGUAAAAUAAUGUACGAUUCGUGGUCGAGUCCUCCUCGAUAUUUAAAUUUAAACUACCAAUUGAAAAUACAUAUAACGGGGUUCUCAGAGAUGGAACACCUUCAUAUUACGAAACUGAUUAGAAAUCUGAAUUUAACAUUCAGUAUGGAGCUAACAGAAGAUUGUGAUUUUUUGGUUGCAAAUCUCACAUCUCUCGGACUUACAAAGUCAAAUUCUCCGCAGCUUUUCAAAUACAAGUGUCCCGAUAUUCUCACAUCGAAAUCAAACAUGAGUACGUCGAAUAUUACCCUAACAAAGAAAAAGAUAAAUUCUGCAAAAAAUUGGGAUAUUCCAGUUGUAAGCCUUGCCUUUAUAUGGGAAAUAUCGCAAACGGGCAUCCUGCCACAUAUCCUAGAUACUAAAUGGUGUAUCUUUGCCCCUAGAAGCAUGAGGCCUGCUUCUAAUUUUCUCUCGUAUGCAAGAUCACUGUCAGGUGGUACCUUCCGUACACAAAAUCCUAAUACCCAGGAAGAAUCACUAGGUUCUACGAAAUAUCAAAACACGCAGAACUCGGAUAUUCAAAGUAAAAAUCAGCCAGAUUCAACUUCUAGAGUCCCAGUACCACUUCCGUCACCAAGAAAGAGUUCCCCCAAAAAAUGGCCAAAGUUAAUAGGCACAGCUUCUGAAUCGCAAUUGAAAUCAAUAAGCAUGCCGAUGGACGAUGAUUACGAUUUUAGAUCUGCUAGAAGAACGUUAUUUUCUGAAGAUAAAGAAAGAAAAGUAAUUGAGUUUGAAGAUGAUUUUGGAGAUGAUUUGCCGGUUUUUAAAAAAAGGAGGCUGUAA
Messenger RNA from Pichia kudriavzevii, 1962 nucleotides. RefSeq lists its product as uncharacterized. The record is from RefSeq and is a predicted model, not a curated record. Lineage: Eukaryota; Fungi; Ascomycota; Pichiomycetes; Pichiales; Pichiaceae. The transcript has a single exon. The coding region runs from base 1 to 1962 and encodes 653 amino acids. Gene Ontology annotation, biological process: mitotic G2 DNA damage checkpoint signaling; mitotic DNA replication checkpoint signaling; DNA replication initiation.